Molecule: messenger RNA, 1039 nt
Organism: Pelodiscus sinensis (Chinese soft-shelled turtle)
Lineage: Eukaryota; Metazoa; Chordata; Testudines; Trionychidae
Source: RefSeq, a predicted model, not a curated record
UGAAAUUUCAUGUUAGUCAUAGCAUUGACAGUAUUUCUCAUUCAGCAAAAGAAAGAACUUUCCAGACCUAUGUGUCUGAAUUUUCCCUAGCUGUGAGAUGCAAAGUGAUAACAAAAAGCAGUGUUAUGGGGUGUGAAAAAGGCUGGAGAAGUCCCCUGUUAUUUAAUAACAUUGUCUGAUUAGUGUAUUGUCAUCUCAUAACUACUGGAAAUUGGCACAUUGGAAGCAUGAGGCAAAUCAGAGAUCAGCUAACAGACUAAUGCUCCACACUGUCACAUAAUAACAAAGCUGACACGGGAACAUGUUUGGAUUAUAAAUCAGAAACACUACAUAAGACUAAGGGUAUUUCAUUUCUUUGUAGACUAUGGAGAAACCUUUUUAAACUACGAAGCACAGGGAAUUGCGAUGACUGUGUGCCCUCAAGGCUCAUCCAAGCGGGCCUGUUCCUUCCUGGAAAUUCAGCAGAAAGUUUGCAUUCAUAGGUUGCUGAAUCUUUUCCAUAUUAAUGGAUGACAUUUGGUAUGUGCACUGCAAAUCCUGCUCUGGGACUCUGUGAACUGUGGGGUGCCUGAUGCCUGUAAUCCCCAUUCCCCGCCGUGUCCGUUCUUUCCACGGCCCCCACACAACAUGUCUGCAUUCAGCCUGUGGCCCAGUAAGGACCACUCACUUGGUGCGCACCAAGUACAACAACUUCGACAUCUAUCUGAAAUCCCGAUGGAUGUACGGAUUCAUUCGUUUCCUGCUGUACUUCAGCUGCAGCCUGUUUACCUCCAUCCUCUGGGUGGCGCUCUCUAUCUUGUUUUGCCUUCAGUACCUUGGCAUCCGGAUCUUUCUGCGUUUCCAGUACAAACUCUCCAUCAUCCUCCUCUUGCUGGGGCGAAGGCGGGUGGACUUCAGCCUCAUGAAUGAACUGCUCAUCUAUGGAAUUCACGUGACCAUGCUGCUAGUGGGGGGCCUGGGCUGGUGUUUCAUGGUGUUUGUGGAUAUGUAAAUAAAGUGAGCGCAUGUGGGCUCAGGAGGCAACUCUUACUCUACCCCC